AUGAUUGUCGAGUCACCUGAAGCGUUACGUGUUUGGUUGACCAAGGAAAUGGCACCUAUAUGUGACGCCGAACCGGCUGCAUUAGCCAAGUAUGUGUUAGCGCUUUUGCGUAAGGAUAAGCCGGAGGCUGAGUUGAUGGAGUUUUGUAUUGAACAAUUGGAUGUGUUCUUGCAAACGAAGGCUAGACCUUUCGUAGAGAAGCUGUUCGGAGUGAUAAAAGACCGGUCAUAUAUAAUGCCAUCAGCACAGUCUUCUGCCACUGCUGCAUCGGCAAGUGCAAAUACUUCAAAUCAACCAACGAGUCAACACCAAUCAACACAACCCAAUCAAGUAUCACCCAAUAAUAAUUCAUCAACAUCCAGAGGAUCUUCGUCCGAUAAUCGCAAAAAAGAAGUCGACGAAAAAAAAGAAUCAACGAAAGAUAAGGAUAUCAAAGAUGACGACAAGAAAAAAGCAUCGAGUGCAAGCGAACGGGAUCGGGACAUGCGAAGGGGACGUGACGACAAAGAGUCAUCGGAUAAGAAGGGUGGUGCCCAACAGCAAUCAGACAUAAUCCCAAACCAACCUCAAAAGAGUGUUCGUAAAAGAAUUUCACCGCCUAUUGCGAAUCCUCGUGACGAUCAACGACGAGAUCAUCCGGAUUUGAGAUUCGAACGACGUCGUAGUCGAUCACCACGUGAUCGUGGUAGAGGAGUGGAUCGAUCGGACAGACUUGAUAGAGGUUCAGAUAGAGGAGAGAGAGUCGAACGGGGAUUGGAUAGAGGUGAUCGAGGUUCAGAGAGGGGUGAUCGGAUCGAUAGGGGCUUCGAGAGGGGGGACAGAGGGUUUGAAAGGGGUCAAGAGAGAGGCGACAGGGUACUGGAGAGAAGCCGUCUUCAAGCUGUCAAUCAACCGCGAGCUGUUCACCGUCAAAAUGAACGAUACAAAGGUGGUGAUCGACUCUCAGAUCGUGUAGAACGUAUCGAUAGAACUGAACGAAAACGCUCAAGAUCGCCGUAUGAGAGACCAAGACGUGAGAAGAGUGCCGAGGUAGAGCAACGUAAGAAGAAGCGAUGUCGUGAUUAUGACGAGAAGGGUUACUGCAUGAAAGGUGAUCAGUGCAUCUACGAUCAUGGACCGGAUCCAUUAGUUGUGGACGAUAUUGCACUCGAAAAGAUGGUUAGUACAGGAGGUAGUGCUACCAACGCUGCGAACAACAAUAGCAGCACGACCAAGACCACACUGAACACAGUCACGAAUACCACUGCCUCAUUACCUCCACAACAAAUCACACCUAAUUUCUCAGUUCCGCCCCCUGGUUAUACCCCGCUGAAUCCGCCACCACCCGGAGUUGAUAACGUUUAUAUGGCCAAUUCGAGCGCUGCAACUGCUAUUCCGCCGUUAUCCGAAGGCUAUAAUCCGGAAGCACCAGCGUUGAGUGCCGCAAGCUCACUGGUGGUUCAAGGCAGAGUUCAAGCGCCGGACUUUUCAAUACCUCCUCCACCGAUACCUUUAUCAGCCCAACCCCCACCCGCACUAUCACAGAGUCAUUUGGGCGGUCAAGCGGCACCUCAAUCAUGGCCUUCUUCUACAUACCCGGCAAUGCACCAUACAAAUCCUCAGUCGAUUUCUGCAUCGUCCGCAUCCAUCCUUGUACAUCCAACAGCGAAUAGCUCCACUUCUUAUGAUCCCUCUCAGCCAUCCACUAAUCUUCAUAAUGUCGUUCAGCAAACAUUAAGCAGUGGUGCCGUAGUGACGAGACAGCUUCGAGGUGCGAAUCAAAUGAUGGGUGCGAAUAUAAAUGUGAAUCGUUAUGGCAUAUCCUCAUCGUCCACGAAUCCAUCAAACAAUCGUACUUUACAAGUUCGUAAAAUACCGAUCGCUUUGAACAAUAUCACCAAACUCAACGAACAUUUCGCUAACUUUGGGCAAAUUGUCAACAUUCAGGUGUGCUAUGAUGGUGAUCCAGAAGCAGCGUUGAUAACCUAUUCAACCAGAGGUGAGGCGAUGAGUGCGUAUAAAAGUACAACUCCAAUUCUCAACAAUCGUUUCAUCAAAGUCUUCUGGCAUGCACCUGAUUCACAACAAGCCAAUAGCGCACAACAAUUCUCACAUGCGCCAGGCGUGAUGAGUGGAUCAGCCGUGUCAUACAAUCCGGUGAAAGGGUCACUAACAAAAACGGUUCAUAUCGGUGGAUCGAGAUCUCAGAAAGCAACUGCUACAAAUAAACAAACUCCAAAUGCAGUUGAUGCGUCUGAUCCAACAGCUGCUCAAAAUCAACUAAAGUCCAAGACCAAUCUACCAGUGCCACAAAGUAUUGCUGAUAAAGAGAAAUAUAUCGAGGUUCGUCGUAAAAGAAAACAGGAGAAGGAGAACAAAAUGCGAUUACUGGAUUUGCAUCGCAGAAAAUCUGCAUUACUCACCAAAGAAAUCGAACAGCAAAAGCUUAUUAUAAAAGCACUCCAAAACGCGACGAAUGCUGACAAAAAGAAACAACUCUGUGGGUUGUUCAAAAAAGUGGACGAAUCAGUGAAGUCGUUGAAAGGGGAAUUGGAAGAGUUAUCGAUGAAAUUGAUGGAAAUGAACAAGAACUCAUCAGAGUCGAAUGGUCAAACUGCAGAAGCUGAUGAUAUGAGUAAGGCUGAAAAAACUGUUGCUGAUGAUCAGGUGACCCCUCAGAAUGGUUCUACUGCAAAAACUGUCACGUCGAAACGUUCACGAUCGGUUUCAGAUGCUUCCGCAGAUGGCCAUCAAACGGAAGCGACGACUGUGGUGAGUGCACCCCUGAAGAAGAUUCGUCACGUCGACUCCACUCAGGCAAUAGAUAAUCGUUCACGUGUGGUCGCAGUUCGUGGCUUCACAGCAGAAAGUGAGAACGACUUGAUCGUACAUAUGGAGCAUUUUGGUGAAUUGGUGGACAUGGACUUUACGGCUGGUAGUAGAAAUAAAGCUGUUACUGCUUAUUUCACGUAUAGAACGAGACAUGAUGCUGAACAGGCGGUAGCGUUAGGUGCGGAUUUCGGUUUGUGUCCAAUAGUGGUUGAAUGGGCAACCAAAAAUGGUAGUACGGAAGUGAGUGGCGUUGUUCCGGAUGAAAAAAGAAACCCCUCGGAACGUGUCACUCCAGCAGCACUGCUUGCCAGCUGCCCACUUGAUGAGGUUCAUUUUUAA
Molecule: messenger RNA, 3150 nt
Organism: Anisakis simplex (herring worm)
Lineage: Eukaryota; Metazoa; Nematoda; Chromadorea; Rhabditida; Anisakidae
Source: the annotation of a GenBank genome assembly